AUGUUCAUUAAUUGCACGUGUGUUCAAUGUGCUGUGUUGCUAGGUAAUAGUGUAGAUUCUUCGUCCGCUUUUAGUAAAGGAUUAAACAAAACUACAAUGGAUCCUUCCCUACUCUCCUCACUACUUGAUGAGUCACAAGUGCGUGGGUAUCUCAGAGACAAUGCAAUUCACAUGCAAGUCAAAGCCGGCACGAAAAUAAAGAACCUGACUGAGUAUGUUUCAAAGAGGCUUGAAAACGGUGACUGUGAUCAAAUAUUUUGUUGGGGCUUGCCGAGGGCUAUUGAAAAAGUUGUUCCUUUUGCGGAGAAAGUCAAGAGUAUUUGGCUUGCCAAGUUUGCAACCUCCUCCGACUCUCCUAGUCUCUACCAAUGCACUCGACUCUUUUUUCAUCCCAUCGAAAUGAAAAUUGAGAAUUACUUAGUUAAGGCGAACAAACCCGCUAUGGUGAUACUACUCUCCCGUCAAAAGUUGGUCGAAACCGGUGGUCCAGAGGCGGUUUCAGUCAUUCCUAUGGCUGAACAAGAAAUUCCUGCUACAGAAACGCCUUUUCCUAGUCGUCGAAAGAAGUGCCAUCAACAGAAGAAACGACGGCGCGAGGAGAGGGACGGAGGCGGUGGCACCGCUCAGAAUAUGGCUAGAUCGAAGAAUAAGAAGAGGAAGGCGAAGCAGACGCAGGAGGAGCGAAAAGGUGUGGAGCGGAGUACCUCUGAAGAGCGCGUGUUCGAUCCCUGCCACCGUCUUAUUCCGGCCAAUAAACUGGCUGGAUUGGCGGUGGCCAAAAUUAAGGAUGUUAACCAGUCUCCUAUGGCAAUUCACACGUCUUCAUGUGAGUACCAUCUCGCAUUGGUGAUGACAGUCUUCAACUCACUAAACAAGUCUGUUGAUGUGGCCAUGUCUUACAUUCUACCCACCGCCAUCACCACAACCAACUUCAAGAGUGAAGAUCAGCGGUUUGACGUGGCCAGAACUACUGUCGGUGGUCGUCCACUCCUCAAGCGCAGGCCCAAACAGCCCGCGAUGCGUUCGCAUUCUAUGACACGGUCUAGUGCUUCAAAAUUGAUUAUUAAUGCCUCAAUUUCAAGCAUAUUCUUUGGUGACUGGAGAAGCUAUUCGUCAUCCCCUUCUUUGGGGGCUUGA
Molecule: messenger RNA, 1137 nt
Organism: Echinococcus granulosus
Lineage: Eukaryota; Metazoa; Platyhelminthes; Cestoda; Cyclophyllidea; Taeniidae
Exons: 4
Coding region: 1-1137 (378 amino acids)
Source: RefSeq, a predicted model, not a curated record